Molecule: messenger RNA, 3468 nt
Organism: Conger conger (European conger)
Lineage: Eukaryota; Metazoa; Chordata; Actinopteri; Anguilliformes; Congridae
Product: interleukin-20-like
Exons: 6
Coding region: 2482-2988 (168 amino acids)
Source: RefSeq, a predicted model, not a curated record
UCUUUUCGUGAUGGGCUGGGGGAGGGACUGUUUAGGACUGUGGCCUGGAAUUCUGGCCCAGUGUUUGUAGUCUGUUGCUUGAUGUCAUUGUAUGUACUUUAAAGUACAGAAGGGCAUUUUCCAAAGCAGAUUUCCAUUUUUAUUAAAUAAAGCCACAUUUGUAUAUAUUACCAAGAACACAAGAAAAUGAUUGUGUCUAUUAGAAUAAACACAUCACACUUGCAGAAAUGUAUUCGUUAUCUGAACAGUAAAGGAGAAUAAUAUUAUUCCAGGAACAUUCCUUAUUCCUUACUCCUGGGAAUUCCCCUCAGAUUUUCCUCCCAAAUUCUUCUGACUCUUCCUUCCAUGUUCAUUCAUAAAAUAAUUUUCCUGAACGGUUGUUGCGUUGCUGGCAGGCUAUAGGCAGUGGGCUGGUUCUGUUCUGGGAAGGCCUCCAGCGUUCCAAUCAGAACUGCUCAGUGCUCUAAUUAAUCAGCAGUUGCAUAAUUGUCGAAUUGCUACAUUUUUAAGUGUAAUUGAAACCACAGAAAUGUAUUUAUUUCUAUUAUUGUGUAUUGUGUGAAUUUUUAUCAUUGUUUGCUUAUCUGGUUUUGAAAUAAUUUCACAGAAAAUGACAGAUAUUGUUUUGAGCAGUACAUAGAUUAUGAGGUAAUAAAGUUCUGGUUAUAGUUCUACAUUUUGGGUAGUAAAUCCGACAUGGUUGGUCAGAUAAUUUACAAGUACAUUUUUAUUCAAAGGGUGAAAUGUAUUUUUAAAAAAGAAAAGAAAAGAAAAGAAAGUUUGCCUGAAUAGCCUAAAACAUCAUGUGGGAAUCCUGUGGCAGAAACCGAAAGUGAAUAUUCCUUCUUUUUUUUUCAGUUGUAACUCUUUUCACAAUAUGAAGUGAAUUGGGUUCCUCCCUGUCCCUGUGACCAGAAAAGCAGAAGCAGAAAGUCUCAUUACACAACCUGCAUCUGAGGAAGUGCUUUCAGGCAGCACUGUGAACUCCGUUAUGAAAGACUUUAGAAACUUUGACUUUUAAAAUGUGUAGGCUCACAGUCACAAUCAUUUUUAGGCCUCAAAUUUGGCUAUUUUUAUGGCAAGGCCGCUGUGGCCAAAAUCAACAUAACAUAACAUAAGAUAGGAUAGCAUAGCAUAGCAUAGCAUAACAUUAAUUCCUUCAUUAUCCUAACCCUCUUAUCCUGAACUGGGUCGCAGGGGGGCUGGAGCCUAUCCCAGCAUACAUUGGAUGAAAGGCAGGAAUACACUCUGGACAGGUCGCCAGUCCAUCGCAAGGCAUAGCAUAACAUGACAUAGUAUAGCAUAGCAUAGCAUAGCAUAACAUGACAUAGUAUAGCAUAGCAUAGCAUAGCAUAACAUGACAUAGUAUAGCAUAGCAUAGCAUAGCAUAGCAUAAAUGAUGCUCGCCUUCUCCUGCCACUCAAGUAUACCUUCUGCUUAGUUUACUUAAAAUCUAGAUGGUAUCUAGCACCAUAUCAAGCCUGGUCUUCACUACCCUCUAAGUUUCUGCCUCCACUACAUGUCCUGGCAAGCUAUUCCCCACAGUGACCUCUCUGUGUGGAAAAAAUACUUCCUUAUGUCUGUAGGGAAUUCCUCCUUUGCCAAUUUCCAUUCGUGCCCCCUUGUUUUGCUAACUGAACUCUGAACCGAACUCACCUGAAGAAUCUCCUGUAAAACACUAGGGAAGCAAAGCCAGAAAGCACACUCUCCCAUUGAUAUGGUCAAAUAGAAUAAUCCUGUAUAACUCUUUAUUUAAAUAAAACAAAUAAAAACAAACUAUGACAGAUGCAGAUGCAGACAGAUUAAAAAAAAAAAAAUUUAACAUAUGAAUAUAAACAUAUUCAGAUGUAUACUAAUAUUUGCUGAUAUUUAUGCUAAUCCUGAAAUCCUCUUUUCUGGAACAGAUGAGUGAUGAUGUCACCACACCUGUAGCUCACCUCACCUGUUCCACUCCCCGGCUGAGGCUUGCCCCAGCCACAGUUACUUCCUCAUAUAUUAUUUUCUGUAAAAACCAAAAAUAUUUUGAAUAGGGGAAAUUACUCCCAUCACUGAAGGCUGAUAAGAAAUGACUUCAUGGAUGCCCACUUCCUUCACUGCAUUGAUGUGUGUGUGUCCAGGUGAUGUGAAUGCAUCCUUUCUAGACACUCCCCACAUGAAACCAGGUCCACGGGAUGCAAAUGAGGAGCGGUGUCUGUAAUCUUCCGGUUCUCUGAGAGCCCUAUAAAAUGGGUACCUGUAUGGCAUGGAGAGCACAUCCCAGAAUCAGAAGAUUCACCAGCGACCUGCUCUUCAGAGAUUCACCUGCUACCUGCUCUUCAGAGAUUCACCUGCGACCUGCUCUUCAGAGAUUCACCUGCUACCUGCUCUUCAGAGUGACCAUCGCCAGACCCAAGUCUCACCUCUCUAUCUGAUCCCAGCACCUCUCUGUGUGACCCCAGCACCUCUCUAUCUGACCCCAGCACCUCUCUGUCAAGCAGAAGCAUGAGAGUGGCCGUCUCCCUGCUGUGUCUCCUGGUCCUCGGUCUUCGCCCUGCGGAGGCCAAACCGCUCCAGCACCUCACCUUGCAGGGCUGCAGCGCCAACAUCCGCCUGCUGGAGGUCCGCAAGCACCUGACCGCCAUGCUGCAGCAUGUGACUGAUGGGGACCCCGACAUCGCCAUCAUCACAAACCGGGUUCUCAACUCUGUGAAGGAGUCGGACAGGUGCUGCUUCCUGCGGGAGCUGGCGGAGUUUUACGUGCGCGGCGUCUUCACCCAGUGCAACGCCGUUCUUCCGCUGCACGCCAGGAAACAUGGAAGCCCCCUCGCCAACACCUUCUACAUCAUGAGCCAGGACCUGCAGGCCUGUGGAUGUGAAUGUGAGGGAGACACCCUGCUGAAAAUACAACACAUCCGCAGGACCUUCGAGAAGAUGGAGAAGGGUGCUGGGGUGGAGAAGGCUCUGUGUGACCUGGAGAUCCUGCUGUCCUGGAUGGAGCACCAGCUGUAGCCCACAGCCCCUCCUCUCACUGGAGUUUGUGCCAGGCCUGUCCCUGGCUGGGGUAUUUAUGUGCUGGGUAUAUUUAUGUAUUUAUGUAGAUAUUUAUGAAUAAGUAUUUCAUUUUAGCCCUCUGAAAAAUGCUGUUUCUGCCGAAUAUUUAUUAAGCAUUUGAACCAUUUUUCUGAAGUAGGCACAGUGUGCCACAGUAAAGUAUGGUUGUAUCUGAACCAGCACAGUUGAGUGUACUUGUAUGCUGCUUGUAUACUAAAUAGUAGGCAAGUGUGCUGCACUGUUUCAGCUGCAGUCAGGGUUGUUACAGGUCAGGGUUGUUAAAGGUCAGGGUUGUUACAGGUCAGGGUUGUUAUAGGUCAGGGUUGUUACAGGUCAGGGUUGUAACAGGUCAAGGUUGUUACAGGUCAGGGUUGUAACAGGUCAGGGUUGUAACAGGUCAGGUUUCACUGUUGUGUCUCCAUUGCUACUGUAUUAUUG